This is a messenger RNA of Pectinophora gossypiella (pink bollworm), 1450 nucleotides long. RefSeq names its product protein ABHD13 (gene Bem46). Bases 159 to 1178 code for a protein of 339 amino acids. NCBI's taxonomy places the organism in Eukaryota, Metazoa, Arthropoda, Insecta, Lepidoptera, Gelechiidae. Gene Ontology annotation, cellular component: membrane. The record is from RefSeq and is a predicted model, not a curated record. The transcript has 5 exons. Gene Ontology annotation, molecular function: palmitoyl-(protein) hydrolase activity.
UGACUAACCUAUCCAUCCGUCCAGUCAAAGUUGACACUUUUUAUAGUAAUGAUUAGACACACCGAUAAAAAAUAUUUCUAAUCUACCUUAUUAAUCUUAUUUUUCAAUGUAAAUGAGUUAGAAAAUGGUAAAAAAUUGUGCGAGUGAACUUUGAAGGAAUGUAUCAUAUACUACGUGUGAUACUUUAUCGGCUAUGGGUCGUGUCUACUCUCACACUGUUUUCCAGUGUAAUCGUAUUUUGGUUUUAUGGAUUCCUAACAGCCUUCGCGGUUUUCUUCUGCGGAAUAUCAGGCAUCCUAUACCAUGCACAAGACCUUUUGCUGUAUUACCCAAAUGAUCCACCAGAUUCAAGAGUGUUUGUUCUUCAGCCAAGUAACUAUAAAUUGCCUUAUGAAAGCAUUAAAAUUAACAACAAAGAUGGCCUCAAAAUCCAUAUGUUUCUAAUAAAACAAGCCAACAAUAGUAAUCAUAAACCAACAAUGAUAUUUUUCCAUGGAAAUGCUGGCAAUAUGGGACAAAGGUUGUCCAAUGUGUCUGGAUUCUAUCACAAACUGAGCAUUAAUAUUCUAAUGGUGGAAUACCGAGGUUAUGGCUUAUCAGAGGGCUCUCCUUCAGAAUGUGGGCUAUAUGUUGACGCACAAUCAGCUUUGGACUAUCUUUUACAGAGAACUGAUAUUGAUCGUUCCAAAAUAAUAGUAUUUGGGAGAUCAUUGGGUGGUGCAGUAGCAAUAGAUUUAGCUUCCAGAUUGGAAUAUAGGAACAAGAUAUGGGCAUUGGUUGUGGAGAAUACUUUCACCAGCAUACCUGACAUGGCACAAAUAAUACUGAAGUGGAAAUGCUUGCUGUGGUUGCCCUACUUCUGUCAUAAAAACAAGUACAUGUCUUCGAAGAAAAUAGGGACAGUCUUGACACCAACAUUAGUUGUAUGUGGAUCUAAUGAUGCAUUGGUUCCCCCGGCAAUGGCAAAGGAACUCUACGUGAGGUGCGGCGCCAUCUGCAAGAAGAUCGUAGUGAUGCCUGGCGGAGGCCACGACGACACCUGGACCUGCCGCGACUACUACUCCACCAUCCAACAGUUCUUGGUCAAUGUUCCCCCCAUUCCAGAUGCUAUAGGCCCAUUCUUUGACGAUGAUCUUAAAAACCCAUCCGUUAGGCAUACCAUUGUACAUGAAGUCUAGGGUGUGUAGUUCAAUUUUAGCAAUAAAUCUUUAGUAUGUAAACUUUAUUCCAGUUUGUAAAAAUAAAAAAUAUUUUUCUGAAAUUAAAAUGUAGUACAAAGUAAAUGUUGAUAAUGAUGAGUGAGUUUAAAGAGUCAAUAUUUAUUUGAUGUCAAUCUGUGGAAUUAUUGCUGAAUGGACGUAGAAAAUGUAAGAUUUGAAAGUAAAUUACCAAGUUGUAUACUUUGUAUGAACCCUUCUUAAAGUGAGCCAAAUAGACGAGUAUUUUUCUA